AUGUCCGAGAAGUCCUCCUCUCACCCCGACCUGGAGCGAAGAACUCCUUCGCCGUCUGUCACUCAGUAUGGAUCACCUGAAAGUACAGUUCAACCACCAAUAGAUCCGAAUAUCAUUGACUGGGAUGGACCGGACGACCCCGAGAAGCCGAUCAACUGGCCGAGAUCUCGCAAGGCAGGAGUGAUUGGUACCGUCUGCUUACUGCGUUUUGUCACUCCCCUCGCUUCUUCAAUGAUGGCAUCAGGCAUUGUCCAAAUUGAACACGAGUUCAACACAACUACUGCGACCUUCACUACAUUUACUAUUAUUGGAUUUGGCCUGGGCCCAUUGGUCCUCGCUCCUCUCUCCGAAGUGUACGGCCGGAACACUAUAUACCAUGUCUGCAAUGUCCUCUUCACCAUAUUUACCGCGGCUUGCAGUCUGUCACCCAAUGCAGAGGCCCUUUUUGCCUUCAGAUUAUUAGCAGGAAUUGUUGGUGGUGUUCCCUUGACCAACGCUGGUGGAACAAUCGCCGACAUUGUUCCAGUUAACCGUCAAGGAUCCAUUAUGACUCUGUUCACUCUUUGUUUGCUUGUUGGGCCUGUCCUUGGGCCCACCGCAGGAGGAUUUCUGAGUCAAGCAGCUGGCUGGUGCUGGAUUUUCUGGCUUUUGACUAUUAUGGUAGGGCUGAAACUGACUUCCACAAUUUAA
Talaromyces amestolkiae is the source of this 690-nucleotide messenger RNA. RefSeq lists its product as uncharacterized. The coding region runs from base 1 to 690 and encodes 229 amino acids. Gene Ontology annotation, biological process: transmembrane transport. The transcript is spliced from 4 exons. The record is from RefSeq and is a predicted model, not a curated record. Lineage: Eukaryota; Fungi; Ascomycota; Eurotiomycetes; Eurotiales; Trichocomaceae. Gene Ontology annotation, molecular function: transmembrane transporter activity.